This is a messenger RNA of Trifolium pratense (red clover), 1448 nucleotides long. Its product is annotated as NAD(P)H-dependent 6'-deoxychalcone synthase-like. Gene Ontology annotation, molecular function: aldose reductase (NADPH) activity. The transcript has 4 exons. NCBI's taxonomy places the organism in Eukaryota, Viridiplantae, Streptophyta, Magnoliopsida, Fabales, Fabaceae. The coding region runs from base 77 to 1030 and encodes 317 amino acids. The record is from RefSeq and is a predicted model, not a curated record. Gene Ontology annotation, cellular component: cytosol.
UUUGGCCACCCUUUUGUUCAAAACAUUCCAAUUAAACAUUCUUCUUAUCACAUAAUCCUGUAACACAACAAACAAAAUGGCUGCUGCUGCUGCACCUACAGUCCCUGAAAUAGUCCUCCCUUCCGCCACCGGACAACGGAAAAUGCCGGUAAUGGGCCUCGGCACUGCGCCGGAAGCAACCAGUAAGGUAACUACAAAAGAUGCUGUCCUUGAAGCCAUCAAACAGGGUUAUAGACAUUUUGAUGCUGCUGCUGCUUAUGGUGUUGAACAAUCUGUUGGUGAAGCUAUAGCUGAAGCACUUAAACUUGGAUUAAUUUCAUCUAGAGAUGAACUUUUUGUUACUUCUAAAUUGUGGGUCACUGAUAAUCAUCCUCAGCUCAUUGUUCCUGCUCUACAGAAAUCUCUCAAGACUCUUCAAUUAGAAUACUUAGACCUCAUUUUGAUCCAUUGGCCAAUUACUACUAAACCUGGUGAAGUUAAAUACCCUAUUGAUGUAUCAGACAUUGUAGAAUUUGACAUGAAAGGUGUGUGGACAUCAUUGGAAGAAUCUCAAAAACUUGGUCUCACCAAAGCUAUUGGAGUCAGUAACUUCUCUAUCAAGAAGCUUGAAAAAUUGCUAUCCUUUGCAACCAUCCCUCCAGUAGUGAAUCAAGUUGAAGUAAACCUUGGUUGGCAACAAGAGAAACUGAGAGCUUUCUGCAAGGAAAAGGGUAUUAUUGUAACUGCCUUCUCACCCCUAAGGAAGGGUGCUAGCAGGGGAGCUAAUUUAGUGAUGGACAAUGAUAUACUCAAAGAAUUGGCAGAUGCUCAUGGCAAGACUAUAGCUCAGAUUUGUCUUAGAUGGUUAUAUGAACAAGGAUUGAGUUUUGUGGUUAAAAGCUAUGACAAGGAGAGGAUGAACCAAAACUUGCAAAUCUUUGACUGGUCAUUGACUGAAGAUGAUUACAGGAAAAUAAGUGAAAUCCAUCAAGAGAGACUCAUCAAAGGACCAACCAAGCCUCUUCUUGAUGAUUUAUGGGAUGAAGAAUGAAAAAUCAAUACAAUUUUAAUGAAUGGAUGUUGCUACUUACUCUGAAUAAAGCAAGGGUCAUCAUCAUAGUGGUUAUGAGUACACUUUGUGGAGUGGAGUUGCAAGUGUUUUAUUUUCAAGAGGUUUGAUUUUGUUCUAUGUACCGUUUCUCAAAAGAGUAAUUUUAAUUCUCGGAGCCUUCUAACUUUUCUUCCAUAGUUAUUCUUCUAACUUUAAUUUUAUGAGUACCGUUUCUCAAAAAAUAAGAAUAAUUGACCACUUGUAAAAUAAAAAUUUUAAUAUCUCACCACCAAAUACAAACAAUGAAUGAAUUAUUUGUCUUUCAUCAUCUAUAUUCGUAUAAAAAAUACUUGUAGUUGUCACCCAAUACAAUAAUAUAUUAUGCGAUGAUUGUCACUCUUAUGGGACACUUAUCCUA